This is a messenger RNA of Cannabis sativa, 1035 nucleotides long. RefSeq lists its product as uncharacterized. The transcript has a single exon. Gene Ontology annotation, molecular function: S-adenosylmethionine-dependent methyltransferase activity. Bases 173 to 868 code for a protein of 231 amino acids. Lineage: Eukaryota; Viridiplantae; Streptophyta; Magnoliopsida; Rosales; Cannabaceae. The record is from RefSeq and is a predicted model, not a curated record.
AAUAAUUCUUAACCGUUUGCAAUAAACAAGUAGACCUCCCAUAAAAUCCCAUUUCCACAAUUUAUUGAAGAGAACAAGCGAAGCAAUGAGAAUGUUGGUUCAAUCAUAUUCAUUGAUCUCCAAAAAUGUAGCAUAUCUUACAACUUAGCCUUACAAACUAUAGUGAGCAGUAAUGGAGAGACACAUACAAAUUUUUCUCAACAAGAUUUCCUAUGUCUUCAUAGCCUUAGCCUCGGUCACCCUUCUUUUCCUCUUCCUCCAAAUCCCCGACACCUGCGUCCCACACUCCUCCGCCAAAGCCCACCUCAGAUUUCCCAGAUCCUCCUGCGAUUACCCUUCGCCCCGAGAAAUCGUGACAAUCGAGAAGAAGAAUAAGCGCCUCUGGUCCACCCGGUCUUGGCAAAACAAAGUCUCUUCCUUUGUCCAAUUCUUCCAACCAUUUCGGGAUCUGGGCCUUCUUCAUAACCACUCCAAAGUCCUUUGCGUCUCCGUCGGCGCCGGCCACGAGAUCAUGGGCCUGACCCAAUUGGGUGUAGUUGACGUCACCGGAACCGAGUUGGUGGACUCGCCGCCGCUGGUGAGUCGGGCCGAUCCUCAUAACUUGCCGUUUUUUGAUAAUUUGUUUGAUUUGGCUUUCAGUGCCCACUUGGCCGAGGCGUUGUUCCCGUCGCGAUUCAUUUCGGAGAUGGAAAGGACAGUUCGGCCUGGUGGGGCUUCUGUGAUUGUUGUUGACGAAUGUGGGGAUGAGGAAACAAGAUCAAUUGUUGGUUUAUUUAAGAAUUCGAUAUUUGUUAACGCCAUUAAUGUUACUUUGACUGGAAUGAGAAUGACCAGAAUUAUGAUGAGGACCCAAAAUGUUCCAUCUUGAAUUUUGGGGUUCUUGUUGUUUGAUUUAUAUACAUGUACAGACAUAUUGUUUUAUUUGUUUCGUGUUGCUUGUCUUCAGUGUUUGCUCAUGUUUAGAGUUGAAAAUGAAGAUGUGUAAUUGGAUGGUUAUAAUAGAUUGAUGGAGUUUCAGAAUUGCAGAUAUGAAAA